UGAACCUGCCGGUGAAGGGCCCACAUCCAGGACUGAGGCUCUGGGAGAUGCUGAGGGUGUGUCUGCAGGGAGGACUUCUCAAGCUCCAGGGCUGGAUGCUUGGCCCCAACCCAGCUCCCAUGGCAGGGGUCCUCCGACAGGAGAAACCAAAGACAUGGCAGGCAAGAAAUUCCAGGACCCAUUAGUAAUCAUGUGGCAAAUGCUGAAGGAACGUCUGCAGAGAAGACAAGAAAUGAAAGGAGAGCCUGUGCAGAAGGAAGCAUUUCCCAGAGGAAGCAGUGGUUCUGUGCCAGCCUCUGCUGCAGGAAGGGAGGCCAUGCCAGGCACAGACACAGGAGAUGAGGUGUCUGGGAAGGCUUCUCCAUCAGCUUGGAUGAAUAAAGUUUUGAAGCCCUUGGAGCCUCCUGCAGAUGUAUCUACAGGGAGGACUUUUCCAGCUUCUCCAGCUCCUACCUUGGAUGCUAUACGCAAGCCCAGCUCCCAUCACAGUGGUACUCCAACAGGGAAAGUCCAAGAUACAACAGAUAAGAUGUCCCUGCAACCUUCCAAACAGAUGAGGCAAGAGCUGAAGGAACCCCUGCAGACAAGAGAAGAGAUGGACAUAAUGCUUCAGUGGAAGUUGGCAUUUCUUGAAGGAAGCACUCCAUCUUCGGUGCGAGCCCCAGCUGCAGGAAGGAAGGCAAUGCCAGACAUGGGCACAGGCACAGCAGACUGGGAGGCUGGGAAGGAUUCUUCAUUAGCCUGGCGCUCUGAAGUUGUGCAGCCCUCCGAGCAUUCUGCAGAUGUGUCUGCAGGGACGACUUCACCAACUCCUACCUUGGAUGCUGCACAAAAGCCCAGCUCCUAUGGCAGGGGUCCUACGACAGGAGAGACCAAAGACAUGGCCGGCAAGAAAUUCCAGGACCCAUUAGAAAUCAUGUGGCAAAUGCUGAAGGAAUGUCUGCAGAGAAGACAAGAAAUGAAAGGAGAGCCUGUGCAGAAGGAAGCAUUUCCCGGAGGAAGCAGUGGUUCCGUGCCAGCCUCUGCUGCAGGAAGGGAGGCCAUGCCAGGCACAGACACAGGAGACUGGAAUCGUGACAUGGGUUUUCAGGAAGUCCUGAUGAAGGAUGGUUUGAAGUUUCUGGAGGAUGCUGGAGGCAAGUUUUCAUUCUGCCUUUCCUGAGUGAAUAAUUAGGAUCAAUGCAACAAAAGCUCAUUUAUAAAGCAUUUCCCUUAACAUUAUGUAAGGGCUGAAGGAUUCUGAGAAUCUUUCCCUGCUCCCUUCUGGAUCCCUGAGGAAUCCCACUGGAUCGCUGUCAGUGGGAGGAAGGAGCAUUGAUCUUUCAGUCCUCCUCCCGUGUGCUGUGCCAGUGUGUCCUUCCGUGUGCUCUGUGCAGUCACAGAGAAGAGCAGAGAGGGAAGGGGCCGGGCCCAGGGCUGUGCCCCGGGGCUGAGCCUUGUGGGCAG
Messenger RNA from Passer domesticus (house sparrow), 1446 nucleotides. RefSeq lists its product as uncharacterized. The transcript has 13 exons. Lineage: Eukaryota; Metazoa; Chordata; Aves; Passeriformes; Passeridae. Bases 155 to 1162 code for a protein of 335 amino acids. The record is from RefSeq and is a predicted model, not a curated record.